Zophobas morio is the source of this 1020-nucleotide messenger RNA. RefSeq lists its product as uncharacterized. The coding region runs from base 1 to 1020 and encodes 339 amino acids. The transcript is spliced from 2 exons. Gene Ontology annotation, molecular function: catalytic activity. Lineage: Eukaryota; Metazoa; Arthropoda; Insecta; Coleoptera; Tenebrionidae. The record is from RefSeq and is a predicted model, not a curated record.
AUGUCAGACAAAGAUGACAUUCCGGACUCAGUCGUAUCACUACCUGGCUAUUCCAUCUACAGAUGCGAUCGGGUGAAUAUAAUCGGAGGUGGUGUCUGUAUUUAUAUCAAAAACUCCAAAUUUAUAAAGUUCUCAAUAAUAUCGCAACCUUGCCACAUUGGUGACAUUGACUUGUUACACCUCAAUUUUUCGUCCAGUCACAUCCAGUUUUCUCUGGUCUGUUUAUAUAGACCUCACUACAUCCCGGAAGAGAACGACAAUUUAUUAUUUGACAAACUUUUUCAAAUGAGUCAUAAUAAUUCCAACCUAAUCAUAUGUGGCGACUUUAAUUAUUCAGAUAUCGAUUCAAAAUCCAGAAACUUUAUUCAGUGUUUAAACAAUUCCAAUUUAGAGCAAUUGAUAACGGAGCACACUAGGUUCAGGCUUAAUCAGACUCCUUCCACUUUGGACCUACUUCUUACUAACUCUUCCCAGCUGUUAACUGAACACGAAAUCCUACCUCCAAUUGGCAAUUCCGAUCAUGCUUUGAUUGGAACUUCCAUACGAACUAUCCAUAAAAGUAACAACACAAUUCUCAAGCUUAAAAGAGUUAUCAUUGUUAUCAAUUAUUCCAACCUAGAUCAAGAACUGGCGUCUUAUCAUUCAGAAUUAUAUUUCCAAAAAUUCAUAUUUGACAUAUCAUCGCUGGAAUCCGAAGAAACCCUGGAUCAAAACUCCACGUUACUAAUGCUGAGGCAAAAAAAUAGCUUGUGGAAAAAAUUUAAAAGAACCCGACUUCAAACCGAUUACAUCUGUUUUCGAACUUAUUCAAAUAGCAUGUCAAGGUUAAUAAGACAAGAUAAGGCAACUUAUGAACAAAAUAUUGCCCUGAACGCCAACAAAAAGCAGUUUUACAGAUAUGUAAGAAACUUUUCUAUAACGCACGUUCCUGUUCCAGUUCUAAAGUCAAGUAAUGGUAACUUGUGUGACGACUUGACUGAAAUCUCGGAAACACUGUCAAACAUCAUCUCCUCACUCUAA